AAGGCAGUACGAUCCAAAGCGUCGUUUUACGGUUUUGUGCAACAGCGACGGAUCGGUUUACGGUUGUUGUUACAUUUCGUCUGAGGAACGCCACAUGUUCGAUAAAAUGUCUCACUAAUGAGACAGUUCACUCUUAGAAAUAUUUGAAAUUUUCAGAAGCAAUCAUGAUGCUCUCUAACCUUGUUGACGGCUUCAAUGAAAUUCUUAAGAUUCAAAAGUUUCGACGAAUUGUCUCAUACACUGGAUUCUAUUGCUUUGUAGCUGUUUUGAGCUACGCCUAUGCAAACAAUACAACUAGAGCUGGGUAUUCAAGGGCUGAUCAAUUCUAUGCUUCUUAUCCUGCUGGAACGGAGCUUUUAACUGACACUGCUAAGUUAUACAAAGCAGCAUUAGGCAAUUGCUUUGAGUCAGAGGAAUGGGGCCCCAUUGAGUUCUGUGUCAUGGCUAAACACUUCGAGCGUCAAGGGAAAUCCCCAUAUGCCUAUCAUGCGCAAUACAUGGCGCACCUCCUUUCUCAUGGUCAACUAGAUGGAAGUGGCUAGGUGGUAAGUUCAAGAAA
Messenger RNA from Hibiscus syriacus, 559 nucleotides. RefSeq lists its product as uncharacterized. NCBI's taxonomy places the organism in Eukaryota, Viridiplantae, Streptophyta, Magnoliopsida, Malvales, Malvaceae. The transcript is spliced from 4 exons. The record is from RefSeq and is a predicted model, not a curated record. The coding region runs from base 165 to 542 and encodes 125 amino acids.